AUUGCCAUCUCCGCCCUCACUGCUACGUCUCUCUCUCUCUCUUUAUAUAUAUAUACGUGCGGCCUUGUACCAGCAUCAUUUUGUCCAUCAAAUUAAACCCUUAUAAACAUUUCCAUCAUAUAUACACUUAUAAAAGCAUAGUUUCAUUGUAGAGUAAGUUAGGAUGGGUAUUUUCAAGGAUAACGGCGUCGUUUACAAGGCCGUCGACGAUGUCGAUCUCGGCCCCGACAGCGAUGAGUUUUAUCUCCGAGCCAAUGUCAAAGCUCCUCGCAUGGCUGGUCUUUUGGUGAAAGUGUUUGUUUGGUUGCUGGAGUCGCCGAUUUUGGGAGGCAUAUUACUCUACUUUCUCAAGAAGAACAAUCUAAUUCACAAGCUCGUGUCGUUUGCAGAGUUGCAAGAAGAGCCGCUUUUUGUUCCUUUGCAUCCGCAUCACGGAAACGAGGAAAAGGAAACAAUAUGCGUAGAGGCCCAUGCACCACCUCAAGAAAAAGUUGAAGAAGCUGUGAAUUGUGUUAAUAAUGAAGAAGAACCUACGCUUCCACAACCUAGUUUCCAUCGUUGGACGGUUCUUGAUUAUGCCACGGCGUAUAAAUCUGGGGAGACAACACCUACAAUGGUGGCAGAGAGAUUCAUAGGUUGUGUUCGGGAAUCAUCAAGUGAGAAGCAGCAGAUGUCCUUCUUCAUCAACUACUGCGUCCAAGACAUUCUUAGGCAGGCUGCAGAAUCAACUCUUCGCCAUCAACGAGGAGAGCCAAUAUCGGUGUUAGAUGGAGUUCCAGUAGCUGUUAAAGAUGAGAUCGAUUGCAUGCCAUAUCCAACUACAGGAGGAACAAAGUGGAUGCAGAAAGUGAGAGAAUGUAGAAAUGAUGCGUGUUGUGUUAGGCGUCUGCGGUUAUGUGGUGCCAUAAUAGUUGGGAAAACAAAUAUGCAUGAACUCGGAGCUGGAAUUAGUCGGAUCAAUCCUCAUUAUGGGGCUGCUAGAAAUCCUUAUAACAGAAGCAAGAUUACUGGAGGAUCUUCGAGUGGAUCGGCAGCAGUGGUAGCAGCUGGAUUAUGCCCUCUUGCACUUGGUGUUGAUGGAGGAGGAUCUGUAAGGCUUCCUGCAGCUCUUUGUGGUGUGGUUGGCUUCAAACCAACUUUUGCUCGUGUGCCUCAUCAAGGAGUUCUUCCCAUAAACUACACAAUUGGGAUGGUUGGGAUUCUUGCAGCAACAGUUGAAGAUGCGCUCAUCGCUUAUGCAGCCAUUGCUGGAGGCGAUUCAUCUCAUCACUCUGCCACUACAGUGCCCAAAGUAGGUUUGCCCUUGCUCAAAUCUGCAAACUAUAUGUCUGCUGACAUCAAGAUUGCAAGAUAUAGAGAGUGGUUUGAUGACUGCACUGAUGAUAUCAAGGCCUGCUGCUCCAACGCGGUUGCUAAAUUAUCUGACAAAUACGGCUGGAAGACUGUAGAGGUGACCAUUCCAGAAAUAGAGGUGAUGCGGUUGUCGCAUUAUACAACAAUCGGAUCAGAAUGUAGUAAUGCAAUCAAGAGCUACCUACAAAAUGUGAAGAAGGAAGAGGUCGGGUGGGAUGUGCGAGUAGGCCUCGCUGUAUAUGAUUCCUUCUACAGCAAUGACUAUCUAAAUGCACAGAAAAUCAGGAGACGUCAGCUGCAAUUCCACGAGAAAAUAUUUUCUAUAGCAGAUGUGAUUGUUACUCCAACUGUUGGUGUGACUGCUUACACGAUAAAGGACGACGCCUUGAAAACCGGUGAACUAGACUACAUAAAUGGAGCUGCAUUAGUACGAUAUCAGAUAGCUGGAAACUUUCUGGGACUUCCUGCUGUCACUAUUCCUGUUGGUUAUGAUAGCUGUGGGUUGCCAAUAGGGCUGCAGUUUAUCGGGAAGCCAUGGUCCGAAUCUUUGUUGAUUUACAUUGCUUCUGCUAUGCAAGCACUAUGUAUAUCAGCAUGCAAGAAGCCAGAGGUGUUUUAUGACUUGCUCACCAAGGAGUAAACUGUGACCAUCUCUCCAACUUUGUGUAAAAAUAAUAACAGAUAUACAUUUUAGUAAUAGUUGUGCUUAAUAAAAUAACAUGAAGCAAUAACCUUGAGUCGGAUAUCGCGAACUUGUAAUUUAGUGGUAUCAUUGAUUCUUAAUUUCUCCUCCU
Messenger RNA from Salvia miltiorrhiza (redroot sage), 2147 nucleotides. RefSeq names its product fatty acid amide hydrolase-like. Gene Ontology annotation, molecular function: catalytic activity. The record is from RefSeq and is a predicted model, not a curated record. The coding region runs from base 164 to 1993 and encodes 609 amino acids. NCBI's taxonomy places the organism in Eukaryota, Viridiplantae, Streptophyta, Magnoliopsida, Lamiales, Lamiaceae. The transcript is spliced from 20 exons.